This is a messenger RNA of Plasmodium gallinaceum, 534 nucleotides long. Its product is annotated as conserved Plasmodium protein, unknown function. Gene Ontology annotation, biological process: iron-sulfur cluster assembly. The transcript has a single exon. Lineage: Eukaryota; Apicomplexa; Aconoidasida; Haemosporida; Plasmodiidae. The coding region runs from base 1 to 534 and encodes 177 amino acids. The record is from RefSeq and is a predicted model, not a curated record.
AUGAAUAUUUAUAAACUUGAAAAUGAUAAUCCAGUGCUAUAUAAUUCAAACGAUAAUGAAAGUAAAGAAACAAUAAAUGAAUCAAUAAUAAAAGAAAAUUUGUAUAAUACAACUGAUUUAUGUGAUUUAUAUUAUGAAGAAGAUAAAAUAAAUGAAGAUGAAAUUUUUGAUUUGCUGCGUGAUAUAAAAGACCCUGAAUAUUCAUAUACAUUGGAAAAUUUAAAAAUAAUUGAGAAAAAAAAUAUCCAUAUAAAUCAUGAAGAAAAAAAUAUUACUAUUUAUUUUACACCAACAAUACCUAACUGCUCUUUAGCUACACUUAUUGGUUUAAUGAUUAGCAUCAAAUUACAAUUUUCUUUAUCAAAUAAUUUCAAAACAAAUAUUUAUAUAUAUCCAGGAUCCCAUAAUUCAGAACAUUCAAUAAAUAAACAGUUAAAUGACAAAGAAAGAAUAGCAGCUGCGAUUGAAAAUUCUCACUUAUUUAAUGUUAUAAAAAAUAGUAUUACUUAUAAUUACCCAGUUAUUAAUUUUUGA